Molecule: messenger RNA, 2695 nt
Organism: Callorhinchus milii (elephant shark)
Lineage: Eukaryota; Metazoa; Chordata; Chondrichthyes; Chimaeriformes; Callorhinchidae
Product: SPARC (osteonectin), cwcv and kazal like domains proteoglycan 1
Exons: 13
Coding region: 73-1446 (457 amino acids)
Molecular function (GO): calcium ion binding; protein binding
Source: RefSeq, a predicted model, not a curated record
AUCUCUCCAUCUCUCUCUCUCUCUCUGUCUCUCCCCAUCACUGGCACAGACCUGCAUUUGAGUCCUGCAAAGAUGCUGCUGGUGCUGAUGGGGAGCUUUCUGGUGGCUCUUUGCCUGGAAGUUGAUGGCAGACGACCAGAGGUGACUAACAAUGGCAAUUUCCUGGAUAACGAGAAAUGGUUGAGUACAGUCUCUCAGUAUGACAAGCAGCUCAGAUACUGGAACAAAUUCCGAGAUGAAGUGGAGGAUGAUUAUUUCAGAAGCUGGAACCCUAACAAGCCCUUCGAUCAAGAUCUGGAUCCUACUAAAGAGCUAUGUCUGAGGGUGAAAUGCAGUCCGCGCAAGGUGUGUGUCACCCACGAUUACCAAACAGCUCUUUGUGUCAGUCGCAAGCAGCUAAUGCACAGUGUCAGUAAGAAAAAGGUAGGGCUCCCUCACAAACGUUGGAUUGGAGGAGUCAGUUUGGCCAAAUGCAAGCCUUGUACAGUGGUCCACCCCAGCCCUAUCUGUGGUUCCGAUGGUCAUACAUACUCAUCUAAGUGUAAACUGGAUUACCAAGCUUGCUCGUCAGGUAAAUCCAUCGCAAUGAGAUGUGAAGGGCCUUGCCCUUGCCUUCCCGGCCAGGAAAGUGUGAAACCCAAAAACGAAAAGACAGACGGUGGUGUCAAAGCCAGACAGGAAAAUCGAGAUAUAAAUCAUGCAGCUAACAGAGUGUGCAGUGAAAAGGAUCUGAGGAAUCUCGCCUCUAGACUCAAAGAUUGGUUUGGUGCUCUUCAUGCUGAUGCCAACCAUGACCUCAGAGUGAGACCGGCCAAGCAAACAGACCAAACCAGGUUUGACACCAGUAUCCUGCCAAUCUGCAAGGAUUCUUUGGGUUGGAUGUUUAACAAGCUGGACAUGAAUUAUGACCUUCUGCUGGAUCAGUCGGAGUUGAGCACCAUCUACCUCGAUAAGUAUGAGCAGUGCAUCAAACCUCUCUUCAAUUCCUGCGACACCUUCAAAGACGGGAAACUUUCCAACAACGAAUGGUGUUACUGCUUUCAGAAGCAGGAAGGUGUCCCAUGCCACGCUGAAAUUAAUAAGAUUCAAAAGCAACGUAGAGGGAAGCUUCUUCUGGGUUCUUUUGUGCCAAGAUGCAACGAGGAGGGAUAUUAUAAAGCAACUCAGUGCCACGGCAGCACGGGGCAGUGCUGGUGUGUCGACAAAUAUGGCAACGAGAUUGCCGGCUCACGGUUACAAGGGAACCCAACCUGUGAAGACGAUCAAGAGACAUCCGGGGACUUUGGGAGCGGUGGGCUCCACGUUUUAUCCGACGACCAGGAUGACGAAAGCGAGACUCAAAACAAGGAGGAGAAAGUGGAGGGGAAGGUACAAGAGGGCGUAGACAACGAGGAUGAUGAAGAUAGUGAGGACGACAAAGAAGAUGAUAUUGGUUAUGUUUGGUAGUCGUGCUCGCCAUGCCCCUUUCAAGGACUGUUAGAUUUUUGCAUUCUUAUCUCAGCUUGUCUGUUGUGCUGCGGAAACGUUACAUCUGAAAGAAAAAUAGAAAAACAAAAGAAACAAACAAAACAAAAAAAAAAAAGACCUGGUAGAUUAUAAAGUGUUGAUCUCACUGAGACCAUUUCAUUCAUCUGUUGAGCAUGAUCAUCGGCACAAAUACAUUCAGCAACAUGGUUCCUCCAGUAGGAAAGGUGGUGUUUCAGGAACACUGUCCCAUUUAACCACAGGAUUCUUAGUAAUAAUGAGCAGUAUGGUUGAAUUCGUCAUUCUGAACCCAGAUAUUUUAGUGGACCGUAUAGAGCACUCUGUGAGCCUCCCAAAACAACUCUGCUACAAUAGAGCCCUCUUAAUAUCCAUUAGAUUUUGUGUCCAAAACAAUGUCCUCCGUGUAUCUCAGAGCGCUUUGAGACAUCUAAGCAACUUUAAAAGGCACUGCCUCUAAUGCAAGGAUUAUUAUUAUUAUUAUUAUCUCCACAGAUAUUCCCAGUCUAAUAGACAAUGUUGGUGCAGAAUCUUUCCGCCACUUUUUGCCGCUCGCUUACUACUUAGUCAAUUUUGAAGCAGAACAUUCUCGAAAAAGCUGUGCUGUAGAUAUGUUGGAUUAGUUAAGGGUCUGGAGUUCUACACUGGUGUUUGUAUGGAAUCCUACAAGUGUACAACUUGUGUGUUGAUGGCAAGUCAGGAAGGGCCAUGUGCGGUUUAUGCAGUUUUUAUGUGGGUCACGGAACAUCAAUUCUCUCCCUGUGCUGGAUGGCAAAGCUCUUUUAUAUUAAUUUUCAUGCAUAACCCAGCUGCCGACAUACUGCGUUGACUGAGCUGGUCAAGGAACCAUUAUGUAGCACAAAGCUUUCAAGCCAUAAAAUCAAUUAAUCAGUUACUAACAACCACUGUUUGAGCAAGAGUGAAGUAUCAAACAGCUAUUUCCUUUUGCUUACACUAACUGAUCAGAGGUUAGAGGUGACCUCCAACUGCGCUGACAUUACUCGAUGAUUCGAUUAAUGGACUGUUGCAAACAGAUAAGUGCCAUAAUUUGAUAAUGAGAUGACAAUGGGCCUUUAAUGAGGUAAAGCAUUUGCCGUUAAACAAGAUUGACUUUUAGGGAAGUGGUGACGCCUGCCUUCAUUGAAGCAGUGAGCAUAAGAACAGAAGCACUCGUGGCGAAAGACCAAGGUCUACCUAAUUCACCUUCCACCAU